AUGAGGAGUCCUCAAGCAGUUCCAAGCAGUGGAGGAAUCACGGCGGCCCUGGCGAGCGUUUGGGUGCCGCUGGGCGUGGACGACGAGUGGGUAGACAUGGUGAGUAUAUUAGGACAAUUCAUUAAUCGCCCCGAAGCUUUCGAAACAUGCAUCAGCAGCAACUUCGUCGAGGGCUUAACCCUUUUGCGCGACAUGCCCGACAAGGUUGUUGGGUGGGCCACAAGAUGUUCUCCAGAACUCCCGGGUUGGUCGACUGAAGAACUGCGACAGGUGAUUGUCUCUAACCAGGCAUUCCGGGUACAUUUGUAUAGAGCGGUUGCAGACUGCCUAUUUUCGAUACAUGCCGUGACGGAGAGGCAUCCCGAGUCCUGUGGGGUUCCGGAGGUCCUUCGCCAACGAUUGCGCAAGUGGGCAAGGAUGCUAAUUGAAGGGGGCCAGUAUCCUGCGCCGUCUGCCACCAAUGUCACUGACUUCCAGGGGCUUGAGUUCUCUUUGGUCGCGGCGAUGCGCCUUCCAAUCACAAACGAGUUCACGAAGAAGACCCAUACUUUUAUUAUUCCCUCCUUCGAGCCACGGGCUAUCAGCAACUCUUCCCCCACCAAUCCUGAACUACCAUUGGCUCUCCAGAUUAUCGAGAAAGCCCUGGCACACCACUCUAGAAACGAGGCCGUAGGCCUUGUCAUUACCCGCUCAUUCGAAGAUGGUCGGAUGACCUGCGUAAGGAGCACGGAAUGGGAAGACUGUUCAUAA
Gregarina niphandrodes is the source of this 750-nucleotide messenger RNA. RefSeq lists its product as hypothetical. The transcript has a single exon. The record is from RefSeq and is a predicted model, not a curated record. The coding region runs from base 1 to 750 and encodes 249 amino acids. NCBI's taxonomy places the organism in Eukaryota, Apicomplexa, Conoidasida, Eugregarinorida, Gregarinidae.